GAUGCUGGCUGACUUCCACAAUCAGGCCUCACUUCCGACAGGUGUGCUGACCGCUGUGCCCACCUACUCUUCCUUCAAAAUGAUGUUGCAAAGGUUUGGUGUAGCCGUUGUUCCCUACUACCUAGAUGAGGAGCAGGGUUGGGCAAUGGAGGUGGAGGAGCUACGCAGAGCAUUACAGGCCUCUAAGGGUGUCUGCAACACAGUUGCCCUGUAUGUCAUCAACCCGGGGAAUCCUACAGGUCAUGUUCAGAGCAGGAAGUGUAUUGAAAAGGUGAUCCGAUUCGCUGCUGAGGAGAGACUCUUCCUCAUGGCUGAUGAGGUGUAUCAGGAAAGUGUGUUCAGGGAGGGCAGUGAGUUUGUCUCCUAUAAGAAGGUUCUGUCUGAGAUGGGGCCUCCGCUCUCUCACACAGUGGAGCUGGCCUCUUUCCACUCAGCAUCCAAAGGCUUCAUGGGAGAGUGUGGGCUUCGCGGGGGGUAUGUGGAGCUGGUGAACCUUGACCCCGCCGUCAUGAGGUACGCCUACACCCUCUUUUCCACUGACAUCUGUGCCCCUGUGACUGGUCAGCUAGCCCUGGAGCUCAUGGCUAACCCUCCCAGGCCAGGGGACCCCUCAUACCCGGUCUAUGCCCAGGAGACCCAGUCUAUCCGGGCCAUGCUGGUCCAUAACAUGAACUGGGUCCCAGAGUUUCUGAACAAUAUCCCAGGGAUCAGCUGUCAGCCGAUGAUGGGAGGAGCUUUCGUAUUUCCCCGGCUGUAUCUACCCCAAGCAGCCAUUGAGAAGGCCAAGGUGGUGGGGAUGCAGCCUGACCUGUGGUACUGUAAACGGUUACUAGAGGAGGCAGGAGUGUGUGUGGGACCGGGGUGUGAGUAUGGACAGAAGGAAGGCACCCACCACAUCAGACUGUUUGUCAUGACCCCAGUGGAGACCAUGGAAGAGGUACUGAAACGCCUGAAGAACUUCCACCUGCACUUCCUCAAGGAGUUCUCCUGAAAAUUGGCUUAACCUUACAGCCCAAAGAUGAAUAAUACAUUUAACUUCAGACACAAUCACAGUACAGAGAAGAAAAGUGCAACCAGUAACAUUGUUUAACAUCUUUAUCAUUCAACAGACCAUAU
Molecule: messenger RNA, 1116 nt
Organism: Oncorhynchus gorbuscha (pink salmon)
Lineage: Eukaryota; Metazoa; Chordata; Actinopteri; Salmoniformes; Salmonidae
Product: alanine aminotransferase 2
Exons: 7
Coding region: 2-991 (329 amino acids)
Biological process (GO): biosynthetic process
Molecular function (GO): pyridoxal phosphate binding; L-alanine:2-oxoglutarate transaminase activity
Source: RefSeq, a predicted model, not a curated record